AGCCAUAGAUAGAGAGUGUGAUCUGAGAAUAUUUAAGGAAAAGAAGAUAGAAACAGAGAGAGACGACUCGAAGAGAGUUGAGACACAACUGUAGACUCAAGUCACACAAAGAGACAACAAAAACACCACUACUACAGCCUCAGAAGAAGAAGAAGAAGAAAAGACAAUCUUCUACAGUUGAAAAGGGUCUGAGAGAAAGAGAAACAGAGCCAAAGUAAGAGAGAUGGAGAGAGAAUGCGAACAAGGAGAAAUGGAGCCAAAGCUUAGACGAAGUUUUACGGGCUUUACUAGUAGGAGAGCUGGUCCCUCUACUCCUCCACCCACGUGGCGCCUCGAGUUUUCCCCGCCGCCGCCGCGAGUCGGCGAGACCAAGGAGUUUUUGGCGAAUCCGGAGGUUUCUGUCAGGAAACUGUGCGCCGAUUUGUGGGAAACUGAACAAUUCAGGCAAAGAAUUGGGUUGAGACGGUGUCGACGACGGGAUUCAGAUGUGGAAUCACCUUCCGGUAGACCACUUCACGAUCAUCAGCCACCGAGCAGAGGUAGUCUGAGGAGGCAAAUUGUAGCAACUGAUGAUCAUAGACUGGUCCGUAGAAAUGGCCAUCUGUUGCAACCAACCUCUCCUGCAAGUUUCAGCAGCAGCAGUUCAUUGGAGGUUGUGGUGCCUAAACCAGCGUUUAGUCAGACAGGUUCUUCAGUGGUUAAGUCUGCGAGCUAUGGUUUGGGUUCGUCUACAAAGCUUCUCAAAGUGCUAAACCGGAUAUGGAGUCUCGAGGAACAGAAUACUGCUAAUAUGUUUUUGGUUAGAGCUCUAAAGAUGGAGUUGGAUGAAUGUAGAGCCGAGAUCAAAGAGGUACAACAACGAGAAAAGCAAAGCGAUAGGCGAGGGAGGAAGGAAAAGGAAGAAGAAGAAGAAGAGGUCAAAGAUGUGUUUCGGUCGAUGAAGAAGGACUUAGAUGAUGAGAGAAAAUUCAGAAAGCAGUCAGAGACUUUGCAUCGGAAGCUAACACGAGAGCUUUGUGAAGCGAAGCAUUGUUUAUCAAAUGCAUUGAAAGAUCUUGAGAAAGAGAGACAGGAACGUGUUCUUGUGGAAAAUCUCUGCGAUGAGUUUGCAAAAGCAGUUAAAGAUUAUGAAGAUAAGGUGAGAAGGAUUGGGAACAAGUCACCGGUGAGUGAUAAAGUAAUCGUGCAGAUUGCAGAAGUGUGGAAUGACCAGAGAUUACAAAUGAAGCUAGAAGAAGAUGAUAAAUACGUUGAAACAUAUAUGCGACCUAAGGAGAAGAGUAGAUCACAUUCAAGUAAAGGAAGUGGCUUGAGAGCAAAACCAGAUGAUUCGGUUUCGAUGCAUCAAAGGGUUUGCUUAAAGGAACUCGAAGAAGGGCUAGAGAAGCGAACAAGAAGAGAUAACAAAUUGCAGCUUAAGAAGAGUUCAAGCCGACUUCUUAAUCUGUCUCUGUCUUCGGAAGGAGAUAAGAUUCAUCCAGAGAGUAGUCCAAGUAACGUUGAUGAUCAUGAGAGUCGUCGAGCAAAGUCUAGAAAUUUCUCGAAGAUUUUUCAGAGGAAUGUGAAUGCGGCAGUGAGAGAAGAUAAUCAUCGCACUCUCAAGGAUAAGCUGAUGGAAGCUCGUGUAGAGAGUCGACGUUUACGUUCUUCUUUGAAACCAGAGUUGAGUCCGAGUGAUCCGGUUCAAGCAUGAGCCAGUUACAGUAGAUAGUUGUCUCAUGUUGGAGUAAUUAUUUUUAGUUGCGGUCAAUGUUUGUUAAUUGUUUACAUUUAGAUCUUUAUCUCUCUCUCUCUACUCCCUCUGGUUAACCGUUAACUAUAGUAUAAAUUUGUAUAUUUUUUAU
Camelina sativa (false flax) is the source of this 1844-nucleotide messenger RNA. RefSeq lists its product as uncharacterized. The record is from RefSeq and is a predicted model, not a curated record. NCBI's taxonomy places the organism in Eukaryota, Viridiplantae, Streptophyta, Magnoliopsida, Brassicales, Brassicaceae.